UUGACAUACCGGGGUUCUUACAAACUACCUUUGACUCAUGUUCACUAAAUCUUUUUGAAUUUGUGAAUGUGAAGAGCAUGCGUUGGAAUAUUAGAGUACAGACGUGUUGGGAAUAGAGGCUGUGUUAUUCGGAAUAGACACCUUCACAGGCUUCGAUCAGUAUGUUUAGGUCAAAUGAGUGUCCACUUGCUGGCUUCUCAAGGAUAUUGAUGGGGGACAACAACAAGGUCAAAGCCUCCAAUAGGGUUCCAAGAGGUCAGAGCAACAACAUAAGUACACUUUUUCUUAGCAAGUGUCUUGGGCUGCAGCUAAAAAGUCGAAGUUGUUCAUAUUACUACUUGUUGUACUGGGUUUAUUGUUUAUUAUAUGUUAAGAGACAUUCAAUAUAAAUAUGGAGUACCACAUCGAGACCAGAGUUUCUCUUAUUGGGUUU
Messenger RNA from Aspergillus uvarum CBS 121591, 433 nucleotides. RefSeq lists its product as uncharacterized. NCBI's taxonomy places the organism in Eukaryota, Fungi, Ascomycota, Eurotiomycetes, Eurotiales, Aspergillaceae. The record is from RefSeq and is a predicted model, not a curated record. The transcript has a single exon. Bases 162 to 389 code for a protein of 75 amino acids.